This is a messenger RNA of Dunckerocampus dactyliophorus (ringed pipefish), 4917 nucleotides long. It is a transcript of the gene llgl2, whose product is annotated as LLGL scribble cell polarity complex component 2. NCBI's taxonomy places the organism in Eukaryota, Metazoa, Chordata, Actinopteri, Syngnathiformes, Syngnathidae. The transcript is spliced from 26 exons. Bases 300 to 3254 code for a protein of 984 amino acids. Gene Ontology annotation, cellular component: plasma membrane; cytoplasm; cortical actin cytoskeleton. The record is from RefSeq and is a predicted model, not a curated record. Gene Ontology annotation, biological process: regulation of Notch signaling pathway; cortical actin cytoskeleton organization; establishment of spindle orientation. Gene Ontology annotation, molecular function: GTPase activator activity; myosin II binding.
AGUCAGAGGAGUCAGGAAGGAAGCACUUUGCCGCUUCCAGUCUUGUAAAAAAGUCACUUGUAAACUCCUCCAUUUUUGACAAGCGGACCUCAGCGUGGAUUUUACAGCAUUCUCGUCGUACUCGACUCCAUUUCCCUAUCCAGGACUGGACGGGGCAGCUACUGAAACAGUGUUAAAAGAGUGGUCUGCAGAUUGAAGCAACGGCCAUUUGGGAUCAGGUGGUACUCCUCCAUUGUGGUGAACACAGGUGUUGUCGUCUUGUGUGCCAGUGGGGCUGAAGGCUCUCUACGCUUGUCAGGAUGAAAAAGUUCAGGCGACACGGCCAGGAGUCACAGCGAGAUCGACUCAAACAGGAACUCUUUCAGUUCAACAAGACGGUAGAGCAUGGCUUCCCCCACCAGCCCAGCGCUCUGGGCUACAGUCCCUCUCUGCAGCUGCUGGCCAUUGGUACCCGUUCCGGAACAAUCAAAUUGUUUGGAGCCCCCGGUGUGGAAUUCAUGGGCCUCCAUGAUGAGAAUGCUGCAGUCACACAAGUACACUUCCUCCCCCACCAGGCUGAACUGGUGACGCUACUGGAUGACAACAGUUUGCACAUGUGGACUUUAAGAGCCCACACAGGACUUUCAGAGCUUCUCGAGAUUGGACGCUUCACACUCACUGGUCCACCUGGUGCCCCACCAAGUGUGACCCGGGUGACUGCAGUCCUGGCACACUCCUCUGGCGAGCUGCUGCUGCUGGGGACCGAGGGGGGCCAUGUCUUUAUUGUGGAAGUCCCUGGCUUCAGAGAACUAGAAGAAAGGAACAUCAGUCUCGAUGAAGUUGCCAAAAGUGUACCUGAUGAUUAUAUUGGACGUAGGAAUUUAGAACACGUUGAGGCCUUACAGGAGAACCCGGUCAGCCCAAACCAAGUGGCUAUUGGUUAUGGACGCGGCCUCAUUGUCAUCUGGGAUAUUGAGAAGCAGUGUGCUCUUCAGCACAUCCCAGCCACUCAGCAGCUAGAGAGUGUGUGGUGGACAGAAGACGGAGGUUACAUUCUGACUUCACACAGUGAUGGAAGCUACUGUCGUUGGAUGCUAGGUGAAGAAGAUGUGAAUGAAGAGGAGAAAUCAGACAUUCCUUAUGGACAUUUCCCGUGCAAAGCUAUUUCUAAAAUACUUCAGCUGCCUACGAAAGAAGGGCCACCAUUCCUCCUCUUCAGUGGUGGCAUGCCCAGGGCCAGCUAUGGCGACAGACACUGCAUUACUGUCAUCCAUAGUAAAGUACAUGUGGCCUUGGAUUUCACCUCCAGGAUCAUUGACUUCUUUGUCAUCAGAGACAGACUACAUCACACAGGAGAUCCCAGCGCAUUGGUGGUCUUAGUUGAAGAGGAGUUAGUCGUGAUUGACCUGGAGACAGAUGGGUGGCCGGUCAUUCAAACGCCUUACCUGGUUCCCCUCCACAGUUCAGCAAUCACCUGUUCACACCAUGUCUCUGCUAUCCCUCUCAAACUGUGGGAGAGACUUCUUGCCAUUGGAGAGCUGCAAAAUACAAACUACUCCAAAAAGCCAUGGCCAAUAACCGGAGGCCAGAACCUGGCCCCAGAUCCUCCACAGAGAGAUCUCUUGCUGACAGGGCAUGAGGAUGGAACUGUGCGUUUUUGGGAUGCCUCAGGAGUCUGUCUGUAUCCCAUGUACAAAUUAAGCACAGCUGGAGUCUUCCAAACAGAUGCUGACCCCAUGAACCAAGGUGCUGAAGGAGAGUGGCCACCGUUCAGAAAGGUUGGCUGCUUUGACCCCUACAGUGAUGAUCCAAGGCUGGGCAUUCAGAAGAUCCAUCUUUGUAAAUACAGUGGUUAUCUGGCUGUUGCAGGCACGGCUGGACAGAUUCUGGUGCUAGAGCUCAAUGAUGAGGCAGCAGAGCACACUGUGGAGGCCAAAGUAGUGGAUUUGCUGCAAGGUCAAGAAGGAUUCCGCUGGAAGGGCCACGCGCGUCUAGAUGUGCGAGAAGAGCCAGUCCUGUUUCCAGCAGGCUUCCAGCCCUUCACCCUGGUGCAAUGUCAGCCUCCUGCAGUUGUCACCGCUCUCAUUCUUCACUCAGAGUGGAAACUGGUUGCUUUUGGCACCAGCCAUGGCUUUGGAUUGUUUGAUUACCAGCAGAAGAACAAUGUCUUCAUCAAGUGCACUCUAAACCCCAGUGACCAGCUGGCCAUGGAGGGUCCUCUGUCUCGGGUAAAAAGCAUAAAAAAAUCACUCCGCCAGUCCUUUAGACGAAUCAGGCGCAGCAGAGUCUCACUACGGAAGCAUCACAUCAGCAGUGCUGCCAAGCUUCAGGAGGCAAAUGCUCGAUUGGAGGCUGAAUUGGCAGAGAUGGAGUUGGCUCCUGUCCAGAGGAAGAUUGAGGCUCGAUCUUCAGAUGACUCUUUCACUGGUCUUGUACGGAUACUUUACUUUGCUGACACCUUCCUUGCAGACAGUUCACACAGCACACCCUCCCUGUGGGCAGGGACCAAUGGGGGCUGUGUAUAUGUAUUCAUGCUCCGCCUUCCUCCUGUCGAGCACAGGGCAGAUGAGCCUAUCGCCGCACAGCCAGCAAAAGAAAUCCAGCUGAUGCAUCGUGCCCCUGUUGUUGGUAUCGUAGUAUUGGAUGGUCAUGGAGUUCCUCUCCCUGACCCGCUGGAAGUAGCCCAUGACCUUGCUCGUUCCCCUGAUAUGCAGGGGUCCCAUCACCUUCUUGUUAUAUCGGAGGAACAGUUCAAGGUUUUCACCCUUCCUAAAGUGAGUGCCAAGAUGAAGCUGAAGCUGACAGCAGUUGAUGGGUCGAGAGUACGGCGAGUGGGCGUGAGUUGGUUUGGCAGCAGUCGCUCAGAGGACUAUGGCAAGAGUGGCCUGGUGGUUUUGACCAAUCAAGGUGACCUCCUUGUGGUGUCACUACCGGGGUUGAAGCUGCAGGUUCGGUUCCCGUGUAUCCGCAAAGAAGAUGUAAGCGGCAUUGCUUCCUGCGUCUUCACAAAACACGGCCAAGGCUUCUACUUGAUCUCUCCGUCGGAGUUUGAACGCUUUUCACUGUCCACUCGCUUCCUGGUGGAGCCGCGCUGUCUUGUGGAGGUUCCCCAUGGUUCGGCACUGCCAGAUGGCACUUCAUCACUUCCCAGAGAAAGCAGCCAACACAAUGAGCAUGCAGAAAGUGCAGCUAGACGUUUUAUGGAGCAUGCUUUGCUGAAUGAUCACAAAGUGCUACAGGAGAUACAAAAUGCACUGGAUGUUGACCAAGUAUGAUGGGACAUUUAAUCAGCAAGAAACAGACUGCAGUCUUGUACCACACAAACACUACACUGGCCUCUUGGACUCAUCCAUCCGUAGAUUCUCAGGCCUUAUAACAACAUGCUGUGGACAUGGUGGGUGUGGACAGUCAGGACCACAAACCCAACUGAGGCCAGACUCCUUCUGCAUGCAGCAGCUGAGUAGAUAGCCCGUCUAUGCAUGGUGACCACAAAAGAACAUCUCAUCAGAAGUGUUCAAUCCAAUGCUGAUUGGCCCCGACACCACCUAGCUAGUUGACUUUUACUCCCAUUCCUAUUUUAAUGUCACAUUAUUUUAAAUACUAAUUCAUUUAUAAGCCUUAUUGUACUUUUAUAUUGAAAUAUUUAAAUUGAACUUUUAAAAGAAUCUUGCAUUAAUGACCUUCAUACUCUUAGGUGCACAAUUUUUAUAACUUUUUAAAUUCUGGACAAAAGCAUAACUUCAAGCAACGACAUUUUCAACAUUUGUCAUUCAAAGGUGGAUAUGCUUUGCAAGAUUGAACAACAUGCAAUAAGUUCACAUUUCCUUUGUGUUCACACUUUACGGAUGCCCGAGAGAAGCAUACUUUUUUUGUUGUUGUUGUUGCUGUCAUUGAAUUAACCGUGCCACUGUACCAUUCCAAACACUCGGUACAAAGCUUUCUUCAUGUCAAAUGUCCCGGACACUGCUGGAAUACACGUCACAGUGCUGAACUUGCUAACUAUUUUCUACAGGCUUGAGGGGGUUUUAUGCUCAUUUUGUGGAUGUAAAACAUUUUAGACUGUGUAUAUUUUAAUGGAUGAAUGUAAUUGUAAGAUAUUGUAGUGAAAUGUUCAUAUAUGUAUAUGAAUGAGUCAUUUGAUACAGUAUGAAUGUAGCUGCGGGCCUGUUGUAACUGGGGUUGGCUGCUAUUUAGGUUGUACACGAAUAUUUUGGUACUGUGUCACAGAAUGCUGGGUAUUUUAGUAUCAGCCUAGAAUAUAUUUUUGUAGUGCAUUGAUUAAGCCCCUUUUUAAAAUGUCUUCUAUCAGAUUGCAGUUUCCUUGUGUAUAAUUAUUAGAUGGUUUCAUCCAAACUUGUUGUCUGUUAAUUUUCUGGAAAUGAGACAUUGAUUGUGGGUCUGAUACUUAUAAAAAGAAUGAGUCUUAAAAAAAUUGGAAGAUUGGCUUUGGAAAAACAUGCAUAAUACAAAAAAUUCCACAAGAAAUGUUUUUUUUUUUAUUUUUUUAACAUGUCUGGAUGCUCUUUCAAUUCGUUUUCCAUUGCCCCUACUUAGUGUCAACUUUUCUACAAUGCCAACAUCAUUUCGGUAAACACUGCCUGUGGGUUGGAGCUGAAAAAGAUCAAACUGAAGCUGAAAACCAGAAAGUUGAAAGUGAAUCGUCUGAUCCUAAUAAACAGACAAAAUGACUAAAGUAUUAAAAAAAUAAAAAUAAAAAAUCUGAAGGUUGGCAUUGAAAAACAUGCCAUAAUACAAAAAAUAUGCAAUUUUUUUUAUCUCUCUUAUUUUCUAGUCAACAUUUUGCAGUGCCUUUUAAAGUGUUAAUGCAACUUUUUCAACAAUGGCAAUUUUUUAAAAACAUAAUUUCAGUGUCAGCUUUCUGGCUCAAAAAGGUUGGUGACCAGCAAAUUAAAGUUUGGACAAAAGAGGAAAAACAGA